Molecule: messenger RNA, 2220 nt
Organism: Lemur catta (Ring-tailed lemur)
Lineage: Eukaryota; Metazoa; Chordata; Mammalia; Primates; Lemuridae
Gene: CSNK2A2IP
Product: casein kinase 2 subunit alpha' interacting protein
Exons: 1
Coding region: 1-2220 (739 amino acids)
Source: RefSeq, a predicted model, not a curated record
AUGGUGCCAUUAGCGUAUUAUGGUCAACACUUCAUGCCACUAGACCACUCUAACCAACUGGCCACAACCAAUUCAUUAACACAUCAAUAUACUGGUGAAAAACUAAAGCAACUCAAUAACCAACCUGCAGCCAAAGUGCAAUCCUGUAACCAUCAUGAUCUAGGAUCUCCAUUAAGUUCUAACAAAAAGGUCCAGAACUGCUCAACAUUGCAUUCUCCCAAGUCUCAGCACAAACUUUCACAGAAAUUAUAUAACAGGGCUCCGAAAUCAUCAUUAUCCCACUCCAAACAUCAGGUUACACCUUCACUAGACCUCCACUGCAGAAGUUCAUUGCUGCCCAGUCAGAGAGCCAUGAAUUCACCUUUGUCUCACCCAAAAGCCCAAACAACAUCUUCGCCCAACCUCAACAAGACAUCAUCAGCACCGAAACCAAAUCAAACAUCCUUGAGCUCACAAUUACCCUUCCCUAAAUCUCAGACUACAUCUUCAAGGCUAGACCUCUGCUGGACAUCACCUUCAUUGAAGUCUAAUCAAAGAACCCCAAGUUCAUCAUUAACCUCCCUCCAACAUCAAGAAAUGCCUUCCCUAAAUAUCAUCUGGACAACCUCUUCUUUGGGAACUAACCAAAGAGCCCUUAGUUCAACAUUACUUCAAUCCAAACCUCAGAAAACAUCUUCUUUGGACUGCCUUUGGACAUUACUGGAGAACAAUCAAAGGUCUUUGAGCUCACCAUCACUCAAUACCAAACUUCAGCCAAAUGACUUCCUUCCGACAUCACCUUCUUUGGAGCCCAAUCAAAUGGCUCUGAUCUCAAUGUUACCUGAUUCCAGACCUCAGAAGUCAUCUAUAUUAACCUCUAAAUCUAGUGUUCUAAGCUUACCAUUGUCUUACUCAAGAGUGAGGAAAUCAUCGUUACCACAUUCUGUCCACCAAUCUCAGAGUUUACCAUUAUUCCAGCUCAAAUCUCAAAAAGUACUUAAGCUUGAUCCUAACUUCCAGACCCCCAGCUCACCAAUCUGUCACUCCAAGUUUCAGAAUACCACUUUACCAAAUGACAAAAACAGAACCACAGAUUUACCAUCACCCCAUCCUAAACCAAAUGUCUCAGGUCAACCAUUAUCAGGCUCCAAACACUUCAUCAGUAACACAGCUGCUUCAACAUUGAGGUCCAGACUCCAGAGUAAAAGCAUCUUUGGUUUUUGUGCAAAGACAGAAUCAAAUAAAGAAAUUCCAUGGAUUUUAGGUUAUAAUCAGCCGUGCAUUGUUAAAGGUGGAACUGUCCCUGAUAAUGUUGUAAAUAAAAUUGUCAAUUCUGUCUCCAAGACCAGAAUCCAGAGGGAUCUCUGUAGGCAGAUUCUCUUUCGAAGGAUGAGGGGACGGCCUAAUCCUCAUCCUGGUCCGCGCCUUUCAUCAAAUUAUAUGGUUUGUUUAGCUUGUGCUUCCUGCAUAAAAUCUCAGUGUAGCCAUCUUACAGGAAAGAAAGAUCCUCGUUGUGCAACACUAUUUGUCAUACCAACACCUCAGGCCAAUUCUGAGGGGAAAAUAGAGGUGAAAUUAAAUUUUAUCCUUUCUCUACCAGAGACUUCUUUCUCAUCUUGUCCCCCAUUCCCUGUGAAAGAAAAUCAGAUUGCUGGAGCCCCUGAAGAAAACUUUGAAAGAGUGGAGAAAUCACAGCUUCGCCCCACAUCUGAAUCUGAUAUCAUCCAGGGGCUUGAUAUGAAGAAAGACUGGUUGACAAUAGCCCCUGAAAACAAAGUUAUAAGCCAACAGCCCCAAGCUAUUAACUGGCUGCUUUAUGUUAAAAAAAGUAGUAAUUCUCAGCCACAAUCCCUGCUCCUAUGCUCUUCCUCCAAAUCCUCCUCCUCUUCUUCCUCCUCCUCUGGUGCCUCUGCCUCAUCUACCUCCUCUUCAUCUUCUUCCUCUUCUUCCUCUUCCACUUCACCCUUCUCACCACCUCCUCCAGAAAAUACUACCACAUCCACCCUUUCGGAUUGUGCACUCACUAAGGUAUUUAAUUCCCACCGCUUGCCUCCAGGGGUCUCUUGGCUUGAGUUUAUAUAUAGUAAAGAUCACCAGCCACUUCCUGAAAAAGCAUAUCAAAGUCGAUCACCAUCUCCCCAAAUAAAACCUGUGAGGAGUAUCAAAGCACUAAGAGGGACAAAGGGACCAAACAUACCAUUCAAACUUGUCCAGACAAAGUCUCAAAGUGAGAAAUACUGA